Messenger RNA from Emys orbicularis (European pond turtle), 2469 nucleotides. RefSeq names its product striatin interacting protein 2 (gene STRIP2). The coding region runs from base 1 to 2469 and encodes 822 amino acids. Gene Ontology annotation, cellular component: cytosol. NCBI's taxonomy places the organism in Eukaryota, Metazoa, Chordata, Testudines, Emydidae. The record is from RefSeq and is a predicted model, not a curated record. Gene Ontology annotation, biological process: cytoskeleton organization. The transcript has 21 exons.
AUGGAGGAGGCGGGCGCGGCUGGCAGCGCCCUGCCCGGGGACGGGGCGCCCGGCAAGGGGAGGCCGCUGCAGCCCCCGGCCAAGGGGCGGGAGCUCUUCAGGAGCCAGCGGAAGGAGUCCGAGGGCUCAGUGGACUGCCCCAGUGUGGAGUUUGAGUACGGAGAUGCCGACGGCUAUGCUGCUGAAUUAUCAGAACUGUACAGCUACACGGAAGAGCCGGAGUUCACCAUCAACAGGAAGUGCUUCGAAGAGGAUUUUCAAACUCAAGUGCAGGGCAAGAGAUGGCCGGAGCUGGACCAGGCUCAGCAGAAGGCCUAUGUGAUGCGGUUGCUGGACGGGCUGGAGGUGGUCGACAGGGACAAGCGACUGAAAGCAGCACGAGCUGUCCUUUAUUUGGCACAAGGUGUAUUUGGCGAGUGUGACAUGGAAGCGGAGGUCCUGCAUUGGUCUCGGCACAAUAACUUCCUGUUGUACCAGAUGGGAACGUUCUCCGCCUUCCUGGAGCUCCUGAACAUGGAGAUAGACAACAGCCAGGCUUGCAGCAGCGCCCUGAGGAAACCAGCCAUCUCCUUAGCGGAUAGCACGGAGCUCAGGGUGCUGCUGAGCGUCCUGUACCUGAUGGUGGAGAACAUCCGUGUGGAGGCGGAGACUGACCCGCCCGAGUGGCAGAGCUCCCGGGAGACCUUCAGGACAGAGCUGAGUUUUCCUGUGCACAGCGAAGAGCCGUUUGCUCUGUUGCUCUUCACCAUGGUGGCCAAGUUCUGCAGUGGACACGCCCCCCACUUCCCCAUGAAGAAGGUCCUGCUCCUGCUGUGGAAGGUGCUUCUGUUCACCCUGGGGGGAUUCGAGGCCCUCCAGGCCAUGAAAAUGAAGAAGCGGGAGGAGCUGGGCCUGCCACCUCUCCCGGAGGACAGCAUCCAAGUCAUGCGCCGCAUGCGGGCUGCGUCGCCUCCGACCUACACCAUUGAACUCCUGGACCAGCAGUCGUCGAAACGCGGGCACCGGAGCAGGCGGCCCCUGGUGAAGCAAGACAGCCUGGACAUCUAUAACGAGAGGGACCCUUUCAAGAACGAUGAGGCUGGAGUGGAUGAAGAGGAAAAUGACGACGUAGACAGCGGGAUUGAGGGGGAGCUGGACCUGAUGGAGCGGGAUGCGAUCAUCCAGGCUGGGCCAGCUCAGCGCCCACCCAUCGAGCGGGUGUCCUUCCCCAAAGGGCUUCCAUGGGCACCCAAAGUCAGACAGAAGGACAUUGAGCAUUUCCUGGAGGCAAGUAGGAACAAAUUCAUUGGAUUCACCCUCGGACAGGACACGGAUACCUUAGUAGGGUUGCCCCGGCCCAUCCACGAAAGCGUGAAGACUCUAAAGCAGCACAAGUAUGUCUCUAUCUCGGAUGUUCAGAUCAAAAACGAAGAGGAGCUGGAGAAGUGUCCCAUGUCACUGGGGGAGGAGGAAGUUCAGGAGACCCCCUGUGAGAUGCUCUAUCGGGCAAUGUUAUACAACCUCCCCCAGUAUAUGAUUGCUUUGCUGAAGAUUCUUCUGGCUGCAGCACCCACCUCCAAAGCCAAGACCGACUCCAUCAACAUCCUGGCGGACGUGUUGCCCGAGGAGAUGCCCAUCACGGUGCUUCAGAGCAUGAAAUUGGGGGUCGAUGUGAACAGACACAAAGAGAUCAUUGUGAAGAGCAUUUCGGCCUCGCUGCUGCUGCUGCUGAAGCAUUUCAAACUGAACCACAUCUACCAGUUUGAGUACGUGUCUCAGCACUUGGUGUUUGCCAACUGCAUCCCGCUGAUCCUGAAGUUCUUCAACCAGAAUAUCAUGUCCUACAUCACUGCCAAAAACAGCAUCUCUGUCCUGGAUUAUCCACACUGCACAGUCCACGAGCUGCCUGAGCUCACUGCCGAAAGCCUGGAAGCUGGGGACAACAACCAGUUCUGCUGGAGGAACCUGUUCUCCUGUAUUAACCUGCUGAGACUCCUCAACAAGCUGACCAAGUGGAAACAUUCUAGGACAAUGAUGCUGGUGGUUUUUAAAUCCGCCCCGAUCCUGAAACGCGCUCUGAAAGUGAAGCAGGCCAUGAUGCAGCUGUAUGUGCUGAAGCUCUUGAAGAUCCAGACCAAGUACCUUGGGCGCCAGUGGAGAAAGAGCAACAUGAAAACGAUGUCUGCCAUUUACCAGAAAGUGCGUCACCGCAUGAACGAUGACUGGGCGUAUGGCAACGAUAUUGAUGCCAGACCAUGGGAUUUCCAAGCUGAAGAAUGCACACUGAGAGCCAACAUUGAAGCCUUUAAUAGCCGGAGAUAUGAUAAAUCCCAGGACUCAGAGUUUGCACCGGUGGACAAUUGCUUGCAGAGUGUGCUGGGGCAACGGCUGGAGCUCCCUGAAGAUUUCCAUUACUCCUAUGAACUCUGGCUAGAAAGAGAGGUGUUUUCCCAGCCAAUCCGCUGGGAAGAGUUGCUACAUUAUCAGUGA